Messenger RNA from Panicum virgatum (switchgrass), 1543 nucleotides. Its product is annotated as scavenger receptor class F member 2-like. Gene Ontology annotation, molecular function: transcription cis-regulatory region binding. The record is from RefSeq and is a predicted model, not a curated record. Gene Ontology annotation, cellular component: nucleus. Bases 318 to 1073 code for a protein of 251 amino acids. Lineage: Eukaryota; Viridiplantae; Streptophyta; Magnoliopsida; Poales; Poaceae. The transcript has 2 exons.
GCGAGUAAAACCUCGUGCGUGACCGCACCGGAGCCCACUCACCCUGCGUCGCACCGUGCCGCGCCGCGGAUGUACGCAUCAUCCUCGCACCCACCUAUAUAUACAAUACACGCGUCCGACGUAACCACACGAGUCAGGUGGGCGGCGCAGCGCCACCGAUCGACCACCCAUCGGUCGAUCGAUCAAACGGGCAGCAGCACAAGCAUCACACGCCCCUCGCGCCCGCACCCACACCGGGCUCGCCUCGCCUCCCUCUCGAGCCAGCCAGCCACAGCCUCCCUCCCCUCCCUCCGCCGGCCCGCCCGCCCGCCGCGGGGAUGUCGACGACGCGCCGCCGCCCGCCGCCGCCUCCGCCGGCGUGGACGCCUGAGCCGUGGAGCGACGGCGAGACGUCCGCGCUGCUCGACGCCUGGGGCCCGCGCCACCUCCGCGCCCGCGGCGGCGCGCUCCGCCCCGCCGACUGGCGCGCCUGCGCCGCCGCCGUCACCUCCCGCCGCGCCGCGGACGGCCGCGCGCCGCGCACCGUCGACCAGUGCAAGAACCGUGUCGAUUACCUCAAGAAGCGCCUCAGGGCCGAGCGCGCCAGGCCCAAGGGGGCCCCGCCGCCGGUCGCGGGGUGGCUCGGCCGCCUCCGCGCGCUGCUGCAGCUCGCCCCCUCCGCUCCUCCCGGGUUCGCGCACCGCCUCAGCGCCACGACGGGGAAGGUGAAGGACGACGACGACGACGAGAAGGCGAGCGGCGGGGCUCCUCUGCCCCGCGACUGGCCGCCGGUGCCGAAGCGGCCGAGGACGGCGGUGUCGCUGUCGCCGUUGAGCGCCGCCUCUGGGGAGCACCCCGAAGGCGGCGGGAGGAGCUGCACGGAAGUGGCGGCGGCUCUGGACAGGCUUGCUGGGACGUACGAGCGGGUGGAGGCAGCGAAGCAGAGGGAGGCGACGCGGCUGGAGGAGCGGCGCCUCGAGGCGAUGCGCGAUCUCGAGAUCGAGAGCAUGCGCCUACUCGUCGACGUCGCCGUCACCUCCUCCGUCGGUCUCGACGGCGCCGCCGCCGCCGUAACCGCCGGCGGCGACUUCUAGUUGAUAAGCUAGGAUAAUAGACUGGCCAAGGUAGCCAAAAUCAACAUUCCAGCCUAUUUUAUGUAUUUCUCUCAGAGAGAUGAUGGCAUCGUGGAGAUAGAAGUCAGUUGAUGUGAUGCCCUUACGAAAAGUUAAAUCGGUUUAGGUUACAGGAAAAGCUUAGCCAGAUAUAGGAUAGCACAUGGUGAGAUUUUUAAGUUCACUGAUUGCAGGUUUGCAGCAACUGAGAAAACAGAGAGAGGCUUAAUAGCCUGAAAAGUAUGUGUUAAUGUUAGCGAUUCAGGCUUCACUUUGGUAACUAGUGCUGCAAUCCCUCCUGGUUUUCAGUUGUCCGGCUGCUUAGUUGCGGAAUCAAUCCAGUACAUAUAAUAUUUGGAUAUUACUGCUCUUGUUUAAGGUCCUCGGUCCUUAUUCAUCACUCCGCUAAUGAUUGGCAACGUGCUUUUCUGGGCGCAGUUUUUGAAAGAUUC